AUGACUUGUUGACUUGGAAAUGGUGAGAGGAGACUCCUGCUGGCUGCCUAUGAGGGCUCAUGUGACUGGUGGAGGCUAUGGACAUUCGCCUCCAUGUUUGAAGAGUGGGCAAGUGUGGUGAAUGUGUACUGGUGAGGACUUCAGUGUGGUGGGGUUGAUGUUAAUGUCUGGGAAACUGGAAAGUCAAGAUGUUCAUGUGAAAUCGUGUUUUCUUAAGAACCCAUGCCCCAUGCUGGUGUUGACAGUGCAUGCCUUUAAUCUCAGCACUCAGGCAGGCAAAUCUCUGAGGCCACCCUAGUCUACAUAGUGAGUUCCAGGUCAGCCACAGUUAUUCACUGAUAUGUGGUCUCAAAAACAAUUAAAUUAAACAAACUCUGAACUCUGGUAGAGCAUUGGUGCUCUGCAGUGGUUUCUUAUAUCCAGACUGCACAUAUAUGUGUACCGUAAAUGAGUGUCCACCAAUAGGAACAUUUAAGAUAUUCUUUUUCACUCUCAGUUUAAGUUUCUCCCUCCCCUCCUUUUUCACUUAAACCCAUUUUUAACUGCUGUGUUUUCCCAAGCUCCAAAAGCCCACAUGCUUUUGUCGGUGUGGCCUGGUUUCAAGCAUUUUCUCCAGGCUAUCCUUUGUCCUCUUCUGUGUCUUAUUCACUGUCAGCAUUAAGCUUCCCUGAGCUGGAACAUGGUAUCCACCUUUCCUUCCUCACCUGCUUCACCCUCUUCACCAUUCCACAGUCAUUGUGGUAGUGGUUUUGUGAAAAGACCUGGCUCUGCCUCCCUGCAUGGUCUGUGGUUUACAGGUACUCUGAGAGCUGUACAGGACAUGUGGUCUCUUGUUUUCCAGCCACAGAGAGUCUUUCUCUAGUUCUAUAGAUGCUGUUCUGAAUUUCCAGAGGAUGGUGGUCAGUGCAGUGUGUAAUGUAAGCACCGUGGGACCAGUUUGCUUUCGUGUAACGUUUCUAAAACUGAGCUGCCCAGUUAUUUUUAGUUGUUGCUUAGUAGUUCAUCAAAGUAACACAAACACAGGUCAGCGUUCAGACUUAGUAGGAAGGAACCACCAACCAGGGCAUCUUUAAGAUUGAUUUAACAAUUAUUAUAUUACACUGCUGCCUUCCCUCUGCCUUUGAAAUGUCCCCUUGCACAUCACUUUGAGAAGUGACAUCACUAGGUCACAUGGACAGACAUUCUUGAUUGUUCCUUUCAGGAAAUUCAUCUCAGUGGGGACUUGUUGACACUGCAGUGGAUCUCCCUGCAGAGGAGCCAGUUAUUUAGAAGUGUUGGCACCCCAGAACUGCAUCACCAGGGUUUCAUGUUGAGCUUUGGCAUUACAUGGAAGCAGACUGCAUACUGUCUCAUCAUGUGUGCUAAGAUGCACUUCUCUGUGUGACCUAUUUCCUUCCCUGCUAGAGAGUUCUCUAGCAUCUCUCUAGAUACCUUUAUGUGCCAGGCAGCUCAGAGGACAGCAGGGAUGAGCAUUUAUGUUCCAUUACCAGAAGCCAUGCUUGUACAUAGGGCAGUCAUAUGAAUCACCUGCAACCAAACCCUUAUAGGGCAUCUCUAACUAAAACCAGAGGGAACCAGGAACUAGAGAGGCAGGGCCAGAUGACCUGAGGAAGCCUGCUUUCCUUUUGAGUAUUGUUAUGUGCAUUUUUACCCAAAUGUGUUCUUGGCUCAGUGCCACGACAGGGAAGAAUGUAUGUCCUCUCUUUUAAAUCUCAACCCAAAUUUGCCCCUUAUCAUAUGUGCCUUGCUAUUUUGUGGUAUGUGUGCUCACAUCAGUGUCACAAAAAACAGGAGUAAUAUGUCGCACUGUGCUGCCAUGGCUGUGACAACUGUGAUGUCACUAAAUGAUGGGACAUUUCAACUCCAUUAUGACCUGAAGUGCUAAGUAUGCAUUCUGUCAUCAUGUGCCCUUGGCAGUGCUACAUGAAAGGUAACCUCAUGGUUCAAAAUGACUGCUGGAAAUAUACCCAUCUCAUCCCUUCCAGGCAAGACAUAUGAGAAGGGCAGUGAGUGACUAAAAGGUGUUCAUUCCAUAAAGGCAGCCUCCUUUAAAGGCUUUUAUCAGUAGACCACAGGCAGAUCUUCCACCAUCAGGUCACUAACUACAAAAGGUUUGGUGAGACUUUCCUCCUUGCCCUGGCCCUUUUGUUCAUCUAGGAACUCAGUUUCUGUGACCCUCUCUGGAACUUCUCUGGGCCCAUCCUCAGCAGCAGGCCUGUCCCAAUGUAACUCACUCAUUGCUAUUCCUGGAAAGAUGAGGGAAGGGAACAAUGCUUUGUUCUAGCAUGGAAAAAUGACCAGCAACUUCCUUAUCCUUCUGAGACAAACUGCUGGCUGGAUGACCUGUGAGGGUUAUUUCUGCAUGUGCACUCCAUCUUUUCCCAAGGCUUCUCUGUAGGUAAGAGCUUCUGACCCUAGUCACUUCACUUCUCAGACUGCUGAGUCUUUACAGCUGAAGGUCCCUCUCCUCUGAGAUGGACAGUAUCACCUAGCAGUAUGCUUGCCCAGACGACAUGAACCAGGUCAAAAGUAACCGAGAACUGUUCCUACAAUACUCAGCCACAGCCCCCAAACUGCUGGCCCACGUCUCCAAACUCCUCAUUGUCUGCCGAAACGCAGGCAUUUCCAUCCCAAAAGGCAUCAGGAAUAUCUUUGAGUUCACCUGGGAGGAGCUCAUCACCGACCCUGCAGUGCCCACCCCAUCUGACAUCCAGGAUCUGGUAAUCACCUUUGGGGCUCCUACAGUGGUGCUUGCAGAGGUGAUCCCAGUGCAGCCCCCCAUGCAGAAGAAGCCAGUUCCACCACCACCACCACCCCCAAUACUGCUCACGGCCACCAGCGGGGGCAAGCACUCAGCCCCCACGCCUGCCUCUGCUCGAGUGGCCCCCCCUGGCCAAGAUACCCUGCACAAGUUCCAGCGGCAGUCCAUCCACCUGUUGACAGAGCUGCUUUCCCUGAAGAUGAAGGCCAUGGUGGAGUCUGCCUCUGCAGGUGCCAAUCCUCUGGACAUCACCAAGCGCUUUGUGGAGGCCAGCCAGCUCCUCCAUCUCAAUGCCAAGGAGAUGGCCUUUGACUGCCUGAUUGGCACUGUCGGAAAAAGCUGCUUCCGUACAUCACAGCUGAGGAAAGAAUCCUCCAUGAACAUUUCUGCCAUUGGAGUGAGCACACCUUAUCAGCUGGUCUACCAGACGUCCACAGCCUGUCUGAGCUUCUCCCUCUCCACAGGAAAGGAAGUCAAGAAGAAAGACACUGGAGGCAAAAAGGCUAUAGAUGAGAUCACGUCCCCUCUCCCUCGAGUUCGAACCCCUCCUGAAAGCAUCAUCUUCGAGAUCCAGGACCCCUGCCCUGAGGCCCGGGAAAAGCUGCAGGAUAUGUGUCGCCACAUAGAAGCCGAAAGGAUCUUGUGGAGAGGGAGGAAUAUCUCCUGCCCCAUGAUUUUACGCAACUACAGGGCAAAGAUAUCCUCUCAUUUAAUGGUGACCUCCAAGGGGGACACUCACCAUCCUCCCACUGCGGGGACUCAGAUUACUACUUCCACUCUUCACCAGCCUUCCAGCCACCAUGCUCACGCGGGCCGCCAUUCUCAAGAGUGGAAGGGGCCCAAGAAGCCCGUCAAGCUGCAUUACACUUUCUAUGAUGGCUCUUCCUUCAUUUACUAUCCCUCCGGAAACAUCGCCAUGCUUCAGAUUCCCACGUGCUGCAGAGGGAAACCCAUCACCUGCCUCUUUAACGACGUACCUAACACCUUCCUGGCUCUGUUCAAUUCUGACGGCCAGGGCUGUGUUUACUACAACCUGAAGAACAGCUGUCCAUAUGUUGUGGUUUUGGAUGAGGAAGGUGGAAUCACAAAUGACCAAAAGGGCUACAUAGUCCAUAAGUGGAGCUGGGCUAACAAGACUGAGACAUUGCUCUCUCUGGAAUACAAGGUGAAUGAACAAAUGAAGCUAACAGUCUUGGGGCAGGACUCCGUCACCGUCACCUUCACCUCCAUGAAUGAGUCGGUAACACUCAGUGUGUCACCCAAAAGCUGUCCCCAUGGCGUGGUGCAUGACAAACGGUCAGUUCGCAGAAUCAGUACCAUGGAUGACAAGAUGUUAAAGAUAAACAGAGCCCUGGUUGAGAUCAAGAAGCGGUUUCAGAAGACUGUGACUCAGUUUAUGAACUCUGUGUUGCUGGCAGCAGGUCUGUUCACCAUAGAAUAUCCCACCAUGAGGGAAGACACAGAAGCUAGUCGGGUCAAGGUGAAAUCCGGGUCUUUUCCUGAUCGGAGCCGUAAGUCAAGUUUUUACCAAGGAGAAACCCUUGUGCGAUCCCAUUCAGCCCGGCCAGAUUCCUUAAUUGAAGACAAGGAGAAGGAGGAGUCUAUACACACGCUCUUGAUCCCUGUUCAAAAGAAGAGCAACAGAGUCCAGGCCAAAGUCACACCAAGAGGGAAGCCGAGAGAGGUACGCAGCCCCACCAGGUGGGCAGCCUCACCCUAUGACUGCCCACUGGUGCUGCGGAGGCUCAUUCACAAGGAAGACAUCCGAGCCGGCUGCAAGUGUAUUGUGAAGGCACCCCUGGUGUCCGACUUGGAGCUAGAGCGCUUCCUGUCUGCACCCCGAGACCCCAACCAAGUGCUGGUAUUCGGGAUAAUGUCGAGCCAGAAUCCCAACUGUACCGCACAGCUACAGUGGCUGCUGGACACACUGUAUAGCCAUCGGCAGCAGGGCCGUUCCUCACCGUGCAUCCAGUGCCAGCAUGACCCUUACCGCCUGCUGCGGUAUGACCUGGACAGCCCCCUGCAGAAGGAUCCACCCCUAAUGGUGAAGAAGUUUGCUGUGGUACAUGGGAUGGUUUUGAUGUUUGCUGGGGGGAAGCUCCUUUUUGGGGGCUGUGUCCUAAAUGGCUAUGGCUUCAGCAAGCAGAAUCUGCUGAAACAGAUCUUCCGGGCUCGUCAGGAUUGCAAGUUGGGCUACUUCCUGCCAGACAACUACAAAUUCAACAUGUCAACCUAUAUCACAAACCUGGAUGAUUCUGAGUCGGCUAAAAGAGUGGCAUCUGAAGAUUUCGAAGGAAGUGCCUCUUCAUUGGCGCUUGGGGACAAAAUGGAUAAAACACCUUCUACCCCCCCUGAAAAGUCGAAACAGCCUGAGGUGGAACUGCAGCCUUACUUGAAGACCAGGAGGAGCAGUAAGAAGGGCAGUAACUGGAAGAAGUCAGGUUCUAAGAAGUGAUGCUGGAAGAGCCAGUGAUGCCCUCCCCACACCCAGCCCUACCUCCUGGUCUCCCACCACCCUUCAAUAAAUGUACAUGCCUCCA
Molecule: messenger RNA, 5301 nt
Organism: Peromyscus maniculatus bairdii (prairie deer mouse)
Lineage: Eukaryota; Metazoa; Chordata; Mammalia; Rodentia; Cricetidae
Source: RefSeq, a predicted model, not a curated record